Messenger RNA from Cicer arietinum (chickpea), 2169 nucleotides. Its product is annotated as aspartic proteinase 36-like. Gene Ontology annotation, molecular function: aspartic-type endopeptidase activity. Gene Ontology annotation, biological process: proteolysis. NCBI's taxonomy places the organism in Eukaryota, Viridiplantae, Streptophyta, Magnoliopsida, Fabales, Fabaceae. The record is from RefSeq and is a predicted model, not a curated record.
UAUUGGCCGUGGAAGAGGGGUUUUCCGACAUGUCCCAUUCGUAGACGAAAAAUAAAUAUAAAAAAGAAGACUGAAAAACAAAACUAAAAUUCCAUUCUCCAUUGACUUGACCCAUUCACUCUCUUUUAAUUUCUCGCUAUUCAUGCUUUCUUUCAUUCGAUGCUGAGAAAAAAGCAGCACCAGCUACCAGCGCGUGACCGUUGCUAUUGAAAAUUAAAAUUAAAAUUAAAAAAUAAAAGAAAAAUGCGUGUUCCCGUGUUGGUGGCUUUCGCCGCAAUGGCGGUUACGGUUACGGUUGCAUACGGUGGUUUUCCGGGAAAUUAUCUUCCUCUUGAACGGACCAUCCCUCUUAACCACGAAGUUGAAUUAACGGCUCUCAGAGCUCGCGAUAGAGCUCGUCACGGUCGAAUCUUGCAAGGUGUUGGUGGCAUUGUCGACUUCUCAGUCCAAGGAACCUCCGAUCCUUACUUAGUUGGGUUGUAUUUUACUAAAGUGAAGAUGGGAUCUCCUGCUAAAGAAUUUUAUGUUCAAGUAGAUACUGGAAGUGACAUUUUGUGGCUUAAUUGCAAUACUUGCAGUAAUUGCCCCCAAUCUAGUGGCCUAGGGAUUGAGCUCAAUUUCUUUGACACGGCUAGCUCGUCCACUGCUGCACUGGUUUCCUGCUCGGACCCAGUGUGUUCUUAUGCAGUUCAAACUGCUACAAGUCAGUGCUCUUCUGAAGUUAAUCAGUGCAGCUACACCUUUCAGUAUGGGGAUGGAAGUGGGACAUCCGGUUAUUAUGUUUAUGAUGCCAUGUAUUUUGACGUGAGCAUGGGACAGACUGUGUUUUCUAACUCUUCAUCUACCGUCGUUUUUGGGUGUAGCACCUACCAAUCCGGGGAUUUGGCUCGGACAGAAAAGGCGGUUGAUGGAAUUUUUGGGUUUGGCCCUGGUGCUUUAUCUGUUAUAUCACAAUUAUCAUCACAAGGCAUGGCACCCAAAGUGUUCUCUCAUUGCUUAAAGGGAGAGGGCAAUGGAGGAGGUGUACUGGUUCUUGGUGAAAUUAUGGAGCCAAAUAUUGUUUAUACCCCACUUGUUCCAUUACAGCCUCAUUACAACUUAAAUCUUCAAAGUAUUGCUGUCAAUGGACAAAUUCUCCCAAUUGAUGAAGAUGUAUUUGCAACAUCUAACAAUCGAGGAACUAUAGUUGAUUCUGGUACUACAUUAGCAUACCUUAUUCAAGAAGCUUAUGAUCCUUUUCUCAAUGCUAUAACUACCGCUGUGUCACAGUUUUCCAAACCCAUUAUUUCCAAAGGAAACCAGUGUUAUCUGGUCCCAACCAGCCUAGGUGAUAUAUUUCCUCCAGUCAGUUUAAAUUUCAUGGGUGGAGCAUCCAUGGUUUUAAAACCAGAACAGUAUCUUAUACAUUAUGGUUUCCUGGAUGGUGCUGCAAUGUGGUGCAUUGGUUUCCAAAAAGUGCAGAAGGGAUUCACAAUUUUAGGAGAUCUUGUUCUAAAAGAUAAGAUUUUUGUAUACGACUUAGCUAAUCAACGAAUCGGGUGGACUGACUAUGAUUGUUCCUUGGCUGUAAAUGUCUCGAUGGCUACGAGCAAGAGUAAGGAUGCAUACAUCAAUGCAGGACAGAUGCGUGUCAGCUCCUCCCACAUUGGCAUUCGCUUCGAGUUGGUACUUGUAAGCAUUGUGGCUUUUCUUCUGCAUAUAAUAGUUUUCAUGGAGCCCCAGUUUUUGUAGAUAAUGUUCAAGAGUCAAAGCUCAACCUUAGAAAAAUUUACCGGGGUUGGCCGAUGUUUUAUUUGUUGUCGGCAUACCCUUGAUACCUUUCCAAUUAGUACAAGGAAAAUGCGGAUCUCACUGUAAAGGGGCUCUGUUGUUGAGAAAUGGAGAAUUAGUAUAUUAGUAGAGUUCUGAAGUAGAUUGAAAUUGUACUAUUUAUAAACUGCUCUGACUGCAUAAAAAAAGUUCACCUUCGGGGUUGUGAUUUUAAGCCAGUGUUUAGUGUAUACAAAUGUCAUUCUUUUUUUAUUGUGAAAUGUUGGUUGUUAGUAUGUUAUUUAGUUGACAAAGUUUGAACUUUAGACUUUCUUCUCAAUCUCUUUUGGAUGUCCCAACUCAACCAAUGUAUUGGCAUUACGAAUGUUAUAUAAUCAUGAUUUUCUGUUCCUGGAGUUA